This is a messenger RNA of Boeremia exigua, 558 nucleotides long. RefSeq lists its product as uncharacterized. The transcript is spliced from 2 exons. The record is from RefSeq and is a predicted model, not a curated record. Bases 1 to 558 code for a protein of 185 amino acids. NCBI's taxonomy places the organism in Eukaryota, Fungi, Ascomycota, Dothideomycetes, Pleosporales, Didymellaceae.
AUGCCUCCAAAGAAGGAUGCGACCACGCCUGACAACAGUAUCGUGGGCUAUGACAACAAGGAGACCAGGAUCCUCGCCGCUGCCUUCGUGUCUUCCAUCGGACCCGACAAAUAUGACUUUCCGCUCUUCGCCAAGCUCACCGGGUUCACGGAGGGCACGCUGAAGAAGUUCUGGCCUCCUAUCAAGAGGAAGGUCGCGGACGAGCAUCUCAACUUCGGCGUGUUCCUUGGCGGUGGCUCUGCCGCAGCCGCAGCUCCAACCAAGGCCGUUGCAGGCAAGAAGCGCAAGGCUACUAAUGCAGACGCCGAUGCUGAUGCCGAGCUUGACAACGCUUCUUCUGCUGAUCCCGUUGACAGCAAGGUGUCUCAGGGCAAGGCGAAGAGGGCCCCGGCCAAGAACAAGCGCACCAAGAAGGUCAAGACUGAAGAGGUUGAGGAAGCUGAAGUCAAAGAGGAGGAUAACUCUGCUGCGGGUGGAGACGGCCUGGGUGAGUUUGUCUUCGAGAAGAACGUGGUGGCCUGGUUGGAGAAUGCUGACGGCUCAGCAGAUGUAGUCUAA